GUCCCGCCUUACCAGGUGCGCCCCGCCCCCUACCUGGCCUUCCACCUUCAACAGCUGCUUCGAGGCGGCCGCCAUUACCUCUGGCGCCCACCGAGGGUCUGGGGGUGUGGUGGGGUUCUGAAGGGUAGAGGGAGUCUGGGGCGACUGAAGAGCAGAGAAAAUCAUCGUGGGCACAGGAGGCAAAGUAUCCGCACACCGAAGGACCGAGAAAAGGGCUUCCUGGAGAUUUCCUGUGUGGCGAGGGCAGAGGCGCGCCCCGCAGUCCCCUACGAGCGCCCGCACCCGAACGCAAGGCGCUCCAGUGCGCGUGCGCGUGCGUGGAGAGGGUCUUCCCGCACCUGCUCGCGAGACCCCAACGACCAGAGACUCGAGGCCUCUCUCCUGGGCUGCCGGGCGGAGUCCGUCAUGGCGCAGCUUUCUGAGCCGAGGCGGUGCGGGGUGCUCCUCGCCCUGCUGGCAUCGCUGCUCCUCUCCGGGGCUGAGGCGGCCGACGAAGAACGUGGCGUCCACGAUUUUUGCCACCUUCCCAAGAAAGUGGGAAGAUGCCGGGCCUCUUUCCCUCGGUGGUGGUACAAUGUUACUGACGGAUCCUGCCAGCAGUUUGUGUAUGGAGGCUGUGACAGGAAUGACAAUAAUUACAUGACCAAGGAGGAGUGUCUUGCGAAGUGUGCUGGUGUCACAGAGAAUACCACUGAUGAGCGGACCAGGGAUAAAGCAGAUUCCUCUGUCCCAAGUGUUCCCAGAAGGCAGGAUUCUGAUGACCUCUCCGGUGAUAUUUUCAGCUAUGAAGAACACUGCGUUGCCAAGGCCGUCACUGGGCCUUGCCGCGCAGCCUUCCCACGCUGGUACUUUAAUGCCGAGGAGAACUCUUGUGAUAACUUCAUCUACGGAGGAUGCCGGGGCAAUAAGAACAACUAUCGCUCCAAGGAGGAGUGCAUGCAGCAGUGCUUCGGCAAGCAGUUGUAUCCUGCCCUGCCCCUCGGCAGUAAAGUGGUGGUCCUGGUGGGGCUGUUCGUGAUGGUCCUGAUCCUCUUGCUGGGAGCCUCCGUGGUCUGCCUGAUCAGGGUGGCGCGGAGGAACCAGGAGCGCACCCUCCGCACCGUCUGGAGCUCUGGGGAUGACAAGGAGCAGCUGGUGAAGAACUCUUACGUCCUGUGAACCCCCGUUGCCAAGGGGCUGCCCCCCGACCCCCUGCUGAUGAGAAUCUGGGAAGGGAGGGGAGACAAGUGUCGACGCGUGUGUGCUUUUUCAAAUAGAGCGAUUGAUUUGUACUUGCACGAUCAUUAGGGCUUUUGGUCUGUUUGUUCUUCCAGAAGGUGAGAGGGCUGCUCCCUGGCCGACCAGAUGGGUUUGCUUUAGAAGUCCUCUCAGUGAAGCUCUGUGCACAGUGCAGGUGGUCUGGCCUCCAUCCGAGUCGGUUCCUCUUCGAUUUCUUUCUUUGCUCCAGGUGUAGUUUUCUUCGCUUAUGUUGAAUCCUGUUGCCUCCUUUCCCAUCACAAAAGUGAUGUUUUCAGAGUUUGUUUGUUGUUGUUGUUUUUUUAAGUAAGCAGAAACAUGGCUUUUUUUUUUAUUAGGAUUCUGAAAGGAAGAAAGUAAAAUGUACAAGUUUAAUAAAAAGGGGCCUUCCCAUU
This is a messenger RNA of Capra hircus (goat), 1631 nucleotides long. RefSeq names its product serine peptidase inhibitor, Kunitz type 2 (gene SPINT2). Gene Ontology annotation, molecular function: serine-type endopeptidase inhibitor activity. The transcript is spliced from 7 exons. Lineage: Eukaryota; Metazoa; Chordata; Mammalia; Artiodactyla; Bovidae. The coding region runs from base 406 to 1158 and encodes 250 amino acids. The record is from RefSeq and is a predicted model, not a curated record.